Piliocolobus tephrosceles (Ugandan red Colobus) is the source of this 855-nucleotide messenger RNA. Its product is annotated as solute carrier family 2, facilitated glucose transporter member 3-like. The record is from RefSeq and is a predicted model, not a curated record. Gene Ontology annotation, biological process: dehydroascorbic acid transport. Bases 1 to 855 code for a protein of 284 amino acids. NCBI's taxonomy places the organism in Eukaryota, Metazoa, Chordata, Mammalia, Primates, Cercopithecidae. Gene Ontology annotation, cellular component: plasma membrane. Gene Ontology annotation, molecular function: D-glucose transmembrane transporter activity. The transcript is spliced from 6 exons.
AUGCAAAGACUCCAACUGUUGAGAGUAAAAGUAUUGCUGGGUGAGAAGCAAGGAGACGAAAUGUGGCAUCAUCUUUUUUCUUCUCAGACCUCCAUUCUGGAGAAGAGUCAGAACAGGGUCAUCGGGGAGCAGGUCACCCCAGCUCUGAUCUUUGCCAUCACAGUUGCUACAAUCGGCUCUUUCCAGUUUGGCUACAACACUGGGGUCAUCAAUGCUCCUGAGAUAGUGUUCUAUUACUCAACAGGAAUCUUCAAGGAUGCAGGUGUUGAAGAGCCCAUCUAUGCCACCAUCGGCGCGGGUGUGGUUAACACUGUCUUCACUGUAGUUUCUCUAUUUCUGGUGGAAAGGGCAGGAAGAAGGACUCUGCAUAUGAUAGGCCUUGGAGGGAUGGCUGUUUGUUCCAUGCUCAUGACUGUUUCUUUGUUAUUAAAGGAUGACUAUAAUGGGAUGAGCUUUGUCUGUAUUGGGGCUAUCUUGGUCUUUGUGGCCUUUUUUGAAAUUGGACCAGGUCCCAUUCCCUGGUUUAUUGUGGCCGAACUCUUCAGCCAGGGCCCCCGCCCAGCUGCGAUGGCAGUGGCCGGUUGCUCCAACUGGACCUCCAACUUCCUAGUCGGAUUGUUCUUCCCCUCUGCUGCUCACUAUUUAGGAGCCUACGUUUUUAUUAUCUUCACCGGCUUCCUCAUUACCUUCUUGGCCUUUACCUUCUUCAAAGUCCCUGAGACCCGUGGCAGGACUUUUGAGGAUAUUACACGGGCCUUUGAAGGGCAGGUGCAAGGUGCAAAUAGAUCUGGGAAGGAGGCCGUCAUGGAGAUGAACAGCAUCCAGCCUCCUAAGGAGACCACCACCAAUAUCUAA